AUCCUCAUCUCACUCCUCAUCGAUUCCCUCAUAUCUCCUCUUCAAUUCUACCAAUUCUACAAUUCUUUCAUGGAGCUUAUACCCGGUUUACCCAAUGAUAUCGGGUUAGAAUGCCUAACCCGCCUUCCUCACACCGCCUUCUCAGCCGCCGCCUCCGUCUGCCGGAGCUGGAAGUCACAAAUCUCACACCCAUCGUUCCGUAACCACCGCAAGUCCGCCGGACUCACCCGGCGUAUCGUCGUCAUGGUGCAGUCGCAAGUUGACCCGAACCGGAAACACGGGUUAAGAAAGUAUUCAGCUGCUCCAGUUUACCGGUUAACUGUUUUCGAACCGGAAACCGGUAACUGGACCGAGUUACCGCCGAUUCCCGGUUUCUCCGACGGGUUACCGCUUUUUUGUCAAGUAGCUCCGGUCGGGUUUAAUCUUGUGGUUAUGGGUGGGUUAAACCCGGAUAAUUGGGAGGCGGGUAAUUUUGUAUUUGUGUUUAACUUUUUGUCUGCCACGUGGCGGCGUGGGCCCGAUAUGCCAGGGUGUACAAGGUCGUUUUUUGGGUGUGCGUCGGAUAACGAGCGGAGGGUGUUUGUGGCGGGUGGACAUGAUAACGAGAAGAAUGCGCUUCGGUCGGGGAUGGUGUAUGACAUGGCGGAAGAUGAUUGGACGUUGUUACCUGACAUGGCGGAUGAGCGGGACGAGUGUAAAGGUGUGUUCCACUGUGGAAAGUUUUAUGUGAUUGGUGGGUAUAAUACGUUAAUGCAAGGGCAGUUUGGGAAAAGCGCGGAGGGUUUUGACCCGGUGACGUGGCGGUGGGGCCCGACGGAAGGUGAGUUUUUGGGUGAUGACACGUGUCCAAGGACUUGCGUGGAUGGUGGUAAUGGGGCGAUGUAUAUGUAUCAAGAUGGUGCGGUUGUUGCACUUGAUCGUUCGUCUAGAACGAGGAUACCGAGUGAGAUGGAUAGUGUACCUUGUUUGAUUGAAUGUGGCGGGCGGUUGUUGGCCGUUGGAUCUGUUGGAUUUGGUAGAAGCCACGGUGUGUACGUGUUGGAUUUGGAGAGCGCCACGUGGGUUAAGGCGGAUGUGCGGGAGGAAUAUUCCGGCCAUGUUCAGUCUGGUUGUUGUUUGGAAGUAUGAAUGGAUAUAUACAAUGAAAUAGUUUGUUAAUCACAGUUUAAAUGAUGAUUAGUUAGACUCAUUACUAGUUGGACCGGUCAUUGAAUCGACCUUCUUACAUGUUACUUGAACGAAUAUGUUUUAAAUCAAAAUAUGAAACUAUAUGUCUGGUUCGGUU
Molecule: messenger RNA, 1285 nt
Organism: Helianthus annuus (common sunflower)
Lineage: Eukaryota; Viridiplantae; Streptophyta; Magnoliopsida; Asterales; Asteraceae
Product: F-box/kelch-repeat protein At1g80440
Exons: 1
Coding region: 70-1128 (352 amino acids)
Biological process (GO): negative regulation of cytokinin-activated signaling pathway; regulation of phenylpropanoid metabolic process
Molecular function (GO): protein binding
Source: RefSeq, a predicted model, not a curated record